Messenger RNA from Siniperca chuatsi (mandarin fish), 5734 nucleotides. Its product is annotated as prostaglandin E2 receptor EP4 subtype-like. The transcript is spliced from 2 exons. The coding region runs from base 1279 to 2424 and encodes 381 amino acids. NCBI's taxonomy places the organism in Eukaryota, Metazoa, Chordata, Actinopteri, Centrarchiformes, Sinipercidae. The record is from RefSeq and is a predicted model, not a curated record. Gene Ontology annotation, biological process: cellular response to prostaglandin E stimulus; positive regulation of cytosolic calcium ion concentration; adenylate cyclase-activating G protein-coupled receptor signaling pathway. Gene Ontology annotation, molecular function: prostaglandin E receptor activity. Gene Ontology annotation, cellular component: plasma membrane.
AGGAAGUGGACAAACACUUUCACACCACUGUAUAUAUUAACAUUACAAUCCUGUUGAGUCAGUGCUUUACAAUUAUUGAUGGUGUGCAGGGGUUGAUACAAAUCAUUCAUCAAUUAUUUAUUGGACAAUUUUGCAGCUUUAAUUGACCAACCAAUCUGUUUGUGGUUUCACAAACACAUGGACCAUUAAAGACACAGAAACAAGAUCAACAACAUCAUGACAGGACACCAGAAGAGGAGCGUUAAAGGCUCAGUUCACCCAAAUGACUAAAAUAUAUUUUCUCCCUUACCUCUGUCUAACCAUGUGGUUUGCUUUUAUUUGUUCAGCAUUUUUUAAAUGCUCAAAGCAUUGAAAAAAAAGAAUUUACCGAAACUUAACAGCCACACUUUUUUGCGAAAACAACGGCCCCCUUUACUCUGGAAAAUCCGCAGAUCACACAGUAUUAUUUCUUUGUUCCAAGGAAAACUGCUCAGUGACAUUUGUAGAUUAUGCAAAGAUAUAUUGCUUUUGAAACUUAUUUUCAAGUAAUUUUGCAAAGGUGUAAUGAAACUCUGUUCAUACUCCAACACUUUUUUGGAGCAGAGGCAGAGAUUUCUCAAAUAGAGCCAAAACUAUCUGUGUGGCUAGAUAAAUGUUUUUAUAUAUUUAUCUAUUUGUAAUUUGAGUGUUGUGUUGUUGGAUGAAAAAACUGUAACCCUAACCUACUGGAUGAGUCACCUCUUGAGAUGGUGACUCAUCUCAAGAGUCACCAUCAAAGCUUUCUGCGAUACAAUGAGUUGAUCAAACUGUUGUAUUUACGACGAUCCUUAAGAUGCGUUUCUGCAUGUAAAUAUGAAUCAUGUGUAACUGGGUGAGAACUGUCUACCGAAGCCUCUUCUAUCUCUAUAUCAUCGCGUUUGUGUGAAGUUGACCUCCUGACUUCCUGCCACAGAUUACUCAGCGAUGACACCAACAUCGGCAGAUGAGACUUGAAUUGAAAGGAACAAAAACGUUUGUUUUCCUGUUUGUCUGUCGCUCAGAGCAUCCCAUCCAUCGUGUCAUGCUGCAGAGUGGUUCAGUAUAUCAAAGACAGCCCGCCUCUCAGUUCACAGCUGUGCGCAACGACAUCAAAUUACAUCUGGAUUGCUGGAAAGCAGAGGGGAUGGGACUACCAGAGAAAAUACCCCUGCUGAUUCGUAUCUUUAGUUACAGGGAGUUAAAGAGGAUAUCGAUUCCCAAAACCACAACAAACCGAAGUUAACGUCGCUAACAAACAUCAGCCUGUGGGUGUAUUUGGAGAUGGAAAGCCCGAACUUUACGCACGGAUCCAUGUCUGUAAACGAGACGCAGGUUCAGCCUGCACAUGCGACCAAGGUCGAGACAGCAAUGGCUUUACCGAUUUUUAUGUUUGCUGGAGGCGCCAUUGGAAAUUUAAUUGCAAUAAUCGUACUUUCAGUAUCAAGACAGGAGAGAAAAUCUUCAGCUUUCUACACGCUGGUUUGUGGUCUGGCGGUGACGGACCUGCUGGGCACCUGCCUGGCCAGCCCGUUCACCAUAGCCAACUACCUGAACCGAGAUGUGCUGGGGAAUCAACAUUUCUGCGAGUUUCACUCCUUUUUGUUGCUGUUUUUUGGUUUAACGGGACUGAGCAUCAUAUGCGCCAUGGCAGCAGAGCGUUACCUGGCUAUAUGCUGCCCAUACACCUACCAGCGGUGGGGGGUGGACCGACGCUUUGCGCAAAAGUUCCUUUUCUUCAUUUACAUCAGUCACAUUUUCUUCUGCUGCCUCCCGAUGAUGGGCAUGGCGAGUAGCCAGCUGCAGCCGUCCAGCACCUGGUGCUUCAUCGACUGGAAGACAGAAGAGCCUGUGGCCGCCGCUUACUCCGUCCUGUACGGCGUCGUCAGCCUGCUGCUCAUCCUGGGCACCAUCGUGCUGAACCUGGCGGUGUGCGGAGCGCUGCUGCUGAUGCGGCAGAGGACCGUGCAGCGGCCCGUCACCAGAGCCAGCGUCCGGGAGAGGUGGAGGGCUCUGUCCUCGGCCGCAGAGACCCAGAUGAUCGCGGUGCUGGUGAUGACCUCCGUGGUGGUUCUGGGCUGUUCAGCCCCGCUAGUGGUCCGUGUGUUUGCCAACUGCUUCAUGCUGAAAAAUGACCCCAAAGCUGACCUGGCUGCCAUCCGGAUAGCUUCGGUUAACCCCAUCCUUGACCCCUGGAUCUACAUCCUCCUCAGGAGGUCUCUGUUCCGCCGGUUACUCAGUUUAUCCAGGGGAGGCAGCAGCACUCACAGUAGUUCACCUUCUGAAACACAAAGGAAUCUGUUUUAUCCUGAUCUCGUGACGGGCAGCCACGUGCUCACCCAGCUGAUGUACAACGCAAACGUCAUCACUCAGCUGUCUGCCACCGUCAAAGUCACUCCGCACGACACAGAGAGCCUCCACCAGACUUAAAACAGACUGAAGACAGACUGAAGACAUGUUCGACAUCUCUGAAUGUCUGCAGCCUUCUCAUGCUGCAGGCAGCUAGAUGCAGGGCCAGAAACUGUUUCAGAGCUGUUGUCAGUGGGAUAGAAAGACUGUGACAACUUUGUUGGCUCACAGCUGGACGGGACCCUCAGAGCUCCUGGAGGACUAUUUGUUAAAUAAGGGAGGGCGGCUCUGACUGCAUUUAUGUAGACGUCUCCUGCAGUGACACAGGACAGAUGAGAAAAAACUAUUCCACUCGGAUGUUAUUACCGAAGUGCAACAAUAAGACGUGACCAAGCCUUUAUUUUGUGCCUUUCAUUGUCAACCAGCCUCUCCUCAUCCAGUCAAUGCUCUGGUUUCCUCCUUACCAUCACGCCCCGUUUAAAGUUGCACUUUUCCUCAUUCUUUCUCUUGCUCACCAAUCAUCACCUCACCCCCAGCUCCUCCUUCCACCAGAUCAGCCAGUCCUCCAGUUUAUGUGAGUGAAUCAGCGACAGGAUUAGUGUCCAGCUCCUGCAGAUGGAUCUAUAAGGCAGUGUUCAACUGACCAGUGACUCUCUGAAGAUUCAGUGUUGGCGUCUUUUGUCUCUACUGUUUGACUGUUUUAUCUUGAAUAGAACACAUGUCGCUGCGUACACACUGACGCAUCAGUAUUAAUUCAUAUAACAAUAUAUCAAUCACAGGGGACAUCUUUCUGCAAACAAGUACUUUUGAUACUUUAAAGUGGCCAUUUUAUGUUUUUGGGGGUUUCCCCUUUCCUUUAGUGCAUUAUAUAGCUUUUUUGUGUAAAAGGUCUGCAAAGUUACAAAGUCCACGCCUUAGGGAGUUACUGUGUCCCACAGAAAACACUGCUCCUGGCAGAAACGCCUCGUUUUUAUUCACCCUUUUCUUCUGUUACACGUCUAUGUCACUAUGUAACACCUUCUAACACAUCUGCAUAAUGCCUGCCUAGCAACUGCCUAGCGAGUGACAACAUAGUGGGCCAGCUGACCAAUCAGAGCAGACUGGGCUUUUUAGGGAGCUAAAACUGAGCGUUUCAUAGAGAGGGUGAAUACAGGUACUGCAGCAAUGUACAAUAAGAGAAAAACUGUGUUUCUUGAACAAUAAAGCAUGUAAACCUAUUCUAGCAGGACCCACAAAUAAAAGUAUGAACCUGAAAAUGAGCAUAAUAUGGCCUCUUUUAGUACAUUUUGCUGAUAAUACUUCUGUACUUAAGUAUGAUUUUGAAUGCAGGACUUUUAUUUGUAAUGGAGUAUUUUUACAUGGUUGUAUUGGUUUUACUUAAGUAACUGAGUUGAAUACUUCUUCAUUACAUUUUACCUUAAUGACUGAUUUAAACUCAACCAACUGAUAAUGGCAAUGAUUGUUGCUCUACAGUUUUCUGUUUGUGGUCCGUCUGAAUUUGAUUUGUUUCAAAUUCACAAAUGCUGCAGAUGGAAAACGUAGUGCUCUAUGAGACAAAAAGAUUCAAAACUUCUACUACUGUGCAUGUCAUACACUGGAAAGAGCCACUGUGGUUCAGUGAGGGGGAGGGGUGACAUCAUGAACAGGAAAGGGAUUUUGAUUGAACGCCAUCUGAAGGACUUUGCAGACUUCUUUCUUUCCCCAAAAAGUUCAAGGAAGAUCUGCACUGAAAACAUGUGUUGAUAAAAGACUGGAAUGAGAAGGUGAUGCAUUAUUUACUCAGGAUUACUUGUAAACAUCGCUUCUAGCACAAAUAUGAUCAAGUAUGCAUGAAAUACUUUACAAGUCUUGAAAAAGUGCUCACAUUCAUUUUAAAAGGCCUCGCUGCUGCGAAGCUGAAAUUGAUGCUGCAUUAAAUGAUUUUUGGCCACUAGGGGGCAGAAAACCUCCUAAACAAGCUGAUAAUGUACUACUUACAUGUAACAUUACAUAAUCCAAUUUUAGUCUGGCUUCCAGAACCUGAUGAAUGCAAGUGCAUCAUUCACAGGGAUUUUCCUUUCAGAUCCUGAGAAAAAUAUCUGGUCUUUCAAGAUGCUCGACUUCGUGCAAAAACCACCGUUAAUUAAUUAAAUACUCUGGGUAAAGACACUUGCCUCCACAUCUUCUUCUUACAUGUCCUGAUUGAUUGUUACAGUGAUAUUCAGAUGUUUUAACUUGAUGUGAACCAGUUUAAAGUGGAACAAACUGGGCUUCUUAGGUUCCUUGAUGCCAAGGAUUGGGGGCAAACUUUUUGUUGUUUGUUGAACCUGAAGCCUACAGGUACCACAUUUAACACCUGUUCUCCUUAAAUUACACACAUUUGAUGCUAAUGUACUAAUGUAAUAUCUAAAAUUAUUACUCUGUUGGAAAAAAAAAGUGUGAAAAUACUCAAAUCUCCAUCUUUUCUGCAUUCAAAAGGUUGUGUAUAUAUUGUAUAAUCUGCCUGCCAUUUCACUCAAACAUUAAUAAAAGACUUUCAAUACGUUCACUAUUCCAUAAUGCAUUUAUUUUUUCCCCCAACAUUUAAAAAUAGCAUUUACUAAACAUAAGCAGACAAGACUGUGCAUAGCUGCACCUCUGUACAACAUUUUUGUAUCUUGACACCAUAAAUAAAAAUCUAUAAACAUCAGUUAAGUAAAAAGUCUGUCUUAAGAUCCAUUAAAGACGCACAAAAAUAAUAAUUUUACAAAGUAACCCCCCCUUCCUCCAUUCAUUAACAUUUACAUCCCAGUUAAAAGCUUUACAGGAGAGAGCCAAAUCAACAGUUCUCCCUUUAGCUUGCUGUACAGAAACAAAGAGCCAGCAGGACACUGAAAAACAAAAUCAUAAGGAAAUUCAUAAACGACAACAUGUGUCCUACAUGUUGUCGUUCAUUCAUUUUUACAUCUUGUCCACCUGCAAACAAGGCCUCCAUCCUGUGGUGCAUCAGCAUCAGAAAGGUCGUAUAUCUGCUUUUGGCAACAUGAGGAAGGACAUGAACAAAAACAAAGAAAUCCCAAAGAGUCUAAAAACAUCGGCUGCAGCAGUGGACACUGAUUAUCCACUAAAGGUUCAAAUGUUACGUGUACUGUUGUUCCUUUCUCCCAAUGCAUUCUGGCUAAAAUGCAUCCACAUGUUGAUUGUUACUGUCCAAAGUUCUGGAUAUAAUCGCAGAAUUUGGGGAAAUGAGCACAAACUCUGAAGUUCAGAUUUCAUGUGACUAUUACGUUCCUAAACUACGAAAAGAUUGUGUCGUUUCUUUGUUGAAUUAUUUGUUUUGUUUGGAUGUUGUGUGUCGAUGCCACACUACUGUCUAACAUGUAAUCACUUCUCAGCAGCUGACAAGUUUAGUUUUUUUUUUUUUAUUUACUCA